GCUCUGUUUUUUUUUUUGGUGUUUUUUUUCCUGAGCCAUCUGGGCACUCGCGGAAGCGCCGGGGGAUAUUUGGGUGUGGGCGAGGCGGCGCGGGGGGGCUGCGGCGAUCCAUGCCGGGGUCUCCCUCUCACAGCUCCCUCCCCCAGCCCACCAUGCCCUCUUCCAAGAACGGCAGCGAGUUCUGGAUCGAUGGAUCCCACCGGGAGGCGGCACUGGAAGAUUUCUACGUCGUGGGCCCCGAGCUGGGACGGGGAGCCACCUCGGUGGUGUUCAGCUGCCAGGAGAAGGGCACGGGAGCUCCCUACGCUGCCAAGAUCCUGAAGAAAACGAUCGACAAAAAGAUCGUGAGGACAGAGAUCGGGGUCCUGCUGCGGCUCUCGCACCCCAACAUCAUCAAGCUGAAGGAGAUUUUCGAGACGCCCUCGGAGAUCGCGCUGGUGCUGGAGCUGGUGACGGGGGGAGAGCUCUUCGACAGGAUCGUGGAGAGGGGCUUCUACAGCGAGCGGGACGCGGCGCACGUGGUCAAGCAGAUCCUGGAGGCCGUUUCGUAUUUGCACCAGAACGGGGUCGUGCACCGGGACCUGAAGCCCGAGAACCUGCUCUACGCAGACCUGUCCCCCGACGCGCCCCUCAAGAUCGGUGACUUCGGGCUCUCCAAGAUCGUGGAUGAACAGGACACCAUGAAAACCGUGUGUGGGACACCGGGGUACUGCGCCCCCGAGGUCCUGCACGGCCGCCCCUACGGCCCCGAGGUGGACAUGUGGAGUGUGGGGGUCAUCACCUACAUCCUGCUCUGUGGCUUCGAGCCGUUCUUUGACCCGCGGGGGGAUCAGUACAUGUACGGCCGCAUCCUCACCUGCGACUACGAGUUCGUGUCCCCCUGGUGGGACGAGGUGUCCCCGAACGCCAAGGACCUGGUCAGAAAAUUGAUCGUUUUGGACCCGCAGAAGAGGCUGACGGUUCAGCAGGCCCUGGAGCACCCCUGGGUCACCGGGAAGGCGGCGAAAUUCGCUCACAUGGACAGCACCCAGAGAAAACUGCAGGAGUUCAACGCCAGGAGGAAACUGAAGGCUGCCAUGAAAGCCGUGGUGGCCUCCGGACGCUUGGGCAACCACGGCCACCACGACUGCGCCCGCGGCGGCCGCGGCCAGGGGGGACAGCGGGGCCCGGCCCGGCCCGGCCGCCAGAGUGACCAGCCCGGUGUGACCCAGAGUGACCACCCCGGUGUGUCCCCGAGUGACCACCCGGCCAUGCUCCAGAGUGACCACCCUGGUGUGUCCCCGAGUGACCACCCGGCCAUGCUCCAGAGUGACCAGCCUGGUGUGUCCCCAAGUGACCACCCGGCCAUGCUCCAGAGUGACCACCCUGGUGUGUCCCCGAGUGACCACCCUGCCAUGCUCCAGAGUGACCACCCCAGUGUGUCCCUGAGUGACCACCUGGCUGUGCUCCAGAGUGACCACCCUGCUGUGCCCCAGAGUGGCCACCCCAACAGGUUCCAGAGUGACCACCCCGCCAUGUCCCCGGUGGCCUCAGUGGCCAAGUUCCAGAGUGACCACCCCACCAUGUCCCCGGUGGCCCCAGUGGCCAAGUUCCAGAGUGAGCACCCUGCCGUGUCCCCAAGUGACCACUCCAAUGUGUCCCCAGUGGCCGUGUUCCAGAGUGACCACCCUGGUGUAUCCCCAGUGCCCAGGUUCCAGAGUGACCACCCUGCCUUGUCCCCAGUGGCCCCAGUGACCAAGUUCCAGAGUGACCACCCAGCCAGGUUCCAGAGUGACCACCCCGCUGUGUCCCCGAGUGACCACUCCAGUGUGUCCCCAGUGCCCAGGUUCCAGAGUGACCACCCCACCAGGGUCCAGAGUGACCACCCCGGUGUGUCCCUGAGUGACCACCCCGGUGUGUCCCCAGUGGCCCCAGUGCCCAGGUUCCAGAGUGACCACCCCACCAGGGUCCAGAGUGACCACCCCGCCGUGUCCCUGAGUGACCACCCCGGUGUGUCCCCAGUGGCCCCAGUGCCCAGGUUCCAGAGUGACCACCCCACCAGGGUCCAGAGUGACCACCCCGCCGUGUCCCUGAGUGACCAUCCCGGUGUGUCCCCAGUGCCCAGGUUCCAGAGUGACCACUCCGCUGUGUCCCCAGUGUCCCCAGUGCCCAGGUUCCAGAGUGACUACCCCGCCAUGUCCCCAGUGUCCCCAGUGCCCAGGUUCCAGAGUGACCACCCCGCCGUGUCCCCGGUGGCCCCGGUGGCCGUGCCAGGCGCCGGCUGUCACAGUUAACGGCCCCACAGCGGUGACACCGCCGAGCCCCGGCCCGCAGAGCCCCGAGCCCGUGGCCUGGGCUCUGGAACGCCCUCGUGUCCCGUCCUGUCACCCCCCGGUCGCUGUCCCUGUCCCUGUGCCCGCCCGGCCGAGGGGACGGGGCGGUGACUUUGUCCUCCCACUCUGCAGCGGUUUGGGUGGCUCGGAAAGGUCCCGAAAAACGAGGGGCAAACAGCAGAGCUGAGCAAUCCUCCCUCCUCCCCCUGCAAAUGUC
This is a messenger RNA of Prinia subflava (tawny-flanked prinia), 2529 nucleotides long. RefSeq names its product calcium/calmodulin-dependent protein kinase type IV-like. The transcript has 11 exons. The record is from RefSeq and is a predicted model, not a curated record. Lineage: Eukaryota; Metazoa; Chordata; Aves; Passeriformes; Cisticolidae. Bases 111 to 2273 code for a protein of 720 amino acids. Gene Ontology annotation, molecular function: calmodulin binding; ATP binding; calcium/calmodulin-dependent protein kinase activity. Gene Ontology annotation, biological process: protein phosphorylation.